Molecule: messenger RNA, 792 nt
Organism: Nylanderia fulva
Lineage: Eukaryota; Metazoa; Arthropoda; Insecta; Hymenoptera; Formicidae
Product: oxysterol-binding protein-related protein 11
Cellular component (GO): membrane; cytosol
Molecular function (GO): sterol binding
Source: RefSeq, a predicted model, not a curated record
AGCUAUGUCGCGAUUUCUUCUAACCUAUCUUACAGCAAUUCUAUCCUAACCUUCCUGAAUGUGUCACUUGAAUGCGAUAUCGCGUCAGUUUAGAUGACAUAUCUCCCGAAGAAACCCCGCCGCGUUCGCAGAAUAAAAGGCUUCCAAGAAAUAAAAACAACGAAAGCGAAACGAUGAACGUACAGACGAGGCAUCCCUACGAGGGUUUACUGCACAAGUACACUAAUGCUAUGAAAGGCUGGCAGUAUCGUUGGUUCAUCUUGAGUCCCGAGACCGGUGAACUGCAUUACUUCCUCAGCGAAUCUGAGAAAAAUCAAAGGCCACGGUGUUCGAUAUAUUUAGCAGGUGCUGUGAUAGCCCCCAGUGAUGAAGAUUCAAACACAUUCACUGUCAAUUCUGCUACAGGUGACAUGAUUAAACUACGGGCCACUGAUGCCAGAGCACGUCAGGAAUGGGUGGAUAAGCUGCGAGCAGUUACGGAGAUGUAUACCAGGGCUAUAGCCAGCAGUCAUCCUCCGUUACCACCUAGAGAACAUUCUGGGAAUUCGAGCAGAAAUCCUGUCGUUAAACUGGAAGUGCUGGACGCUUUUGCCAACUGUCAGGAGCAAUUGAGAAAAGUGGAGAAACAUAAUCUUGCUCUGGCACAAUCCAUUGAGAACUCGGAUUUGCAUCUAGAUACAGAUCUCUUAGUUCUCAAAGCUAUGGCACAUACUACCUUGCAUACACUGAGCCAGUGUCUGAAUAUAUUAUAUCAGUAACAAAUUAAUCAUAUAUAUAUAUUUUUUAUGCUUA